This is a messenger RNA of Durio zibethinus, 1703 nucleotides long. Its product is annotated as FKBP-like peptidyl-prolyl cis-trans isomerase family protein. The record is from RefSeq and is a predicted model, not a curated record. Gene Ontology annotation, molecular function: peptidyl-prolyl cis-trans isomerase activity. NCBI's taxonomy places the organism in Eukaryota, Viridiplantae, Streptophyta, Magnoliopsida, Malvales, Malvaceae.
AUGUCUAUUAAAAAUUCACAUUUCACCUUGAAAAAGCCUAAAACAAGAAAACGUACUAAAUCGAACAUAAUAAUAAACCUUUUGGGAUGAAGGAGAAAUAUUAAGAAACGGAAGGGCGUGAUAUGAUAUUUUGACAUUUUACCCUCAACCGAGGAUAACAUAAGACUGAUAAAGAGGAACGGCCAACGGCUAUUCCAGACUGGAAAAGAAGCCAUCCCAAUGAUUCUCUCAACUCCUCUUCUGUUUGAGCCAUCAUUUCUCUCAUGUUCCAGGGUAGGAACUUUUUCCACGCAAAGGAAGAAAAAUGCAUUUUGCUGCUUGAAUCAUAGCUUAAAAGAUAACGGAGUACGGAACAGAUUUGUAUCACAUCAGGAGAAAAACUUGAGCCGUAGGUUUCUUCUUUUCAUUUUGGUCUCAUCAGGCUUGUCUCCAACCUUGUCUUCUUCCGGAAAGACCAAGAGUAAGAAUCCCUAUGAUGAGAAACGCUUGCUAGAACAGAAUAAACGAAGACAGAAAGAGAACAAUGCUCCUGAAGACUUUCCAAAUUUCAUUAGAGAAGGUUUUGAGGUUAAGGUUGUGACUUCAGAGGAUUACAUAAAGAGUGAUUCAGGGCUUAUAUACCGGGAUUAUGAAGUUGGUAAAGGUGAUUGCCCAAAGGCUGGUCAACAGGUCACUUUUCACUACAUUGGUUAUAAUGAGUCAGGCCGGCGUAUUGAUAGCACCUAUUUACAGGGUUCUCCUGCCAGAAUCCGCUUGGGAACUAAUGCAGUGGUUCCAGGAUUUGAGGAAGGAAUUCAGGAUAUGAGGCCUGGGGGGAAGAGAAGGAUAAUCAUUCCCCCUGAACUUGGACCACCGGUGGGACCUUCGACAUUUUUCAGCUCAAAACAGUUCGAAGUUUUUGACAUAGAAUUACUCAGCAUACAGAAUUGUCAAAGGAGAACCAUAGCUUUUUACUCUGAUGUUGUGUGCAAUUGAGUGAUGGGAAAAUUUUGAAAAUCCAACUCUUUAUUAUGUAACGUAUCAUAUUUUUUUCAAGAACUAAUCGCCAUGCUUGUAUUCUAAUGUUACUUGAGAAGGUUAACUAAAAGAAUACAUUUGGAAAUCAUUGAAUCGAUUGGAUUAAAAUCCCCAUAACUGGAUCACUGUUAUCAUGGAACAGGAGCUGCGAUAGAAAGCAAGGGAGAGAGAUCUGCUUGAACAUUGGGAUAAAGAACAAGAACGUUUCGGAGUUGAUGAUUCCCAGCAGGUUGUUAUUGAAGUGAAACGACAUCAUUGGCGCCGAAGCUCUUCUUUGUUGUUUGGAUGGGAGGAAAGUUGGAGAGAAAAUUGGGGAAGAAAAUGCUUUGAAGGGGAGUGAGUGAAGUGGGUUUAAAUAUGCGCGGGGUUGUCAUUUUGAAUGGAAACUCCGGUGACUGGGAUUUACAGUUAAUGCAGUGAUUUAUUUACACGUGUGAAGACUACAGCGCGCGAGACAUAUGUGGACUCGAUUGCCUUUGAUUGGUGCCGCGUGGCAUUGCUUAAGGCGAAGUGAUUAAGAUUGAGAUUCAACUUCAAGCAUGAUUUUUAUAUUAUGCCUUAGUUACCUUAACCUGUGAUUAUCUUUCUUUCUUACCCAAAAUUUUCUUAUAUUUAUAUUAUAACUAUAAAAUAAUAAUUUUGAAGCAGCAAAUUACAAUAGGGGGCAAUGAUUUUAUACCCUCUCC